Portunus trituberculatus (swimming crab) is the source of this 2505-nucleotide messenger RNA. RefSeq lists its product as uncharacterized. The record is from RefSeq and is a predicted model, not a curated record. The coding region runs from base 1 to 1533 and encodes 510 amino acids. The transcript is spliced from 3 exons. Lineage: Eukaryota; Metazoa; Arthropoda; Malacostraca; Decapoda; Portunidae.
AUGAGACAAAUCACAGCCUGGGGCAGUGCAUGGCAAGUGAGAUUCGCCCCGCAAAAGACAAAGCUGCUCGUUGCCUCCAGGUCGAGGCCAGCCCUGCAACUCGACUUCAGUGGGGAAACACUAACGCCGCAGGACGAGGUGGAGGUGCUGGGGGUCACCUACGACCGCGAACUGACCUUCAGAACGCACAUUGAGCGGCUUGCCAGAGAGGCAUCGGGGAGGAUAUCGUGGCUCCUGGACAGCGAGGGACUAGAGCUGCUAUAUAAAACUCAAGUUAGAUCCUCGCUGGAGUACGCUUGCCUAGCGUGGGGAGGCGCGGCCCGCACGCACCUUGCUCUCUUAGAUAAAGUGCAGGAGAGGGCGGCGCGACUCAUUAAAGGCAAUAACACCGGCCAGGAGCCAUGCCUCCACACUCUUCAACACCGGAGGGACGUGGCGGGAAUCACCGUUAUGUAUAAGGUGCACGUGUGUCACGUGAGCCAUCUAGAGGCGCUCCGGCAGCCAUCCCGACUGGCUGAAGUGCACACCCGAGCUGUCACCCUCGCCCCCAAGGAACUCCUGCAGCCCCGAUGCAGAACGUGGCACCACCAGCGACAAUUUCACGGCAGUCUGGCGCACUCGACAGCAGGCGGCGACCGCCACCAUACACCCACACCAGGGUUAAGGGUGCCGCUACACCAAGCUACCUUGCUUGCCACCGCACCGUUCCUGCCCCUUCCUCUACACUGUCACCAGCGAUUUCGUGAAUAUAUAGCUCCUUGUUCACCACCACCAUCCUGGAGUUUAUAUAUCACCUACCUUCACUGGAGACAUGACACAACAACGUCCUUCGAACCGGAUCGGCGACUACAGUCUACCUGCACUGUAUCAAGCCGUCUGAACUACCGAAGUGUCGUGCGCCUCUCCCCUGCUGCCUGCACUGAGGUGUGUGUCGUGCGCUUCUCCCCUGUUGCCUGCACUGAGGUGCGUGUCGAGCGCCUCUCCCCUGCUGCCUGCUUUGAGGUGCGUGUCGAGCGCCUCUCCCCUGCUGCCUGCAAUGAGGUGCGUGUCGAGCGCCUCUCCCCUGCUGCCUGCACUGAGGUGCGUGUCGAGCGCCUCUCCCCUGCUGCCUUUACCGAGGUGUGUGUUGUGCGCCUCUCCCCUGCUGCCUUUACCGAGGUGUGUGUUGUGCGCCUCUCCUCUGCUGCCUGCACUGAGGUGUGUGUCGAGCGCCUCUCCCGUGCUGCCUUUACCGAGGUGUGUGUUGUGCGCCUCUCCCGGGAUGCCUUUACCGAGGUGUGUGUUGUUCGCCUCUCCCCUGCUGCCUUUACCGAGGUGUUUGUUGUGCGCCUCUCCCCUGCUGCCUUUAUGAAGGUGUGUGUUGUGCGCCUCUCCCCUGCUGCCUGCACUGAAGAGUGUGUAGUGCGCCUCUCCCUGUACGUACCGAGGUGUCUGUGUGUGAGAUGUGCCUUCCUUCUUCCCGCUACGCCCACUGUGAUACCGAAGCGACGUUUUGAGCAUUGCAUCGAUAUUGUGCUUACUUGUGCAAGAUGACUGAGGACACUGAAACCCUUAAGCGUCAAAGAACGGCAGCUCGGACGAAGGCUACUAAAAUAAUCCACGAUUUGCGGGUGCUAUGGAACCAGAAGAAAAAAGGCUGAUGCAGACGACCUUGCUUAUGCCAUUAACCUAGCAGUAGACCACUUCAAUCGUCUGAAAACGGUCCAAGAGGAACUCGACUAACAUGAUGUUUCUGACAACUCUCACCACCUUAAGGACAUGCACGAAAUUAAUCUUUAAAUCCAAACGUUUGCUCUCUCGUUUGGAUAAGGCCAUCAAAAAUAAGGAUAUUUUGCAUUCUUCACCGAACUUCUCUUGUGCCACCGCUAGACUAGUAAAUUGUCUGCCUACCUUUAAUGGAGAUGUACUUGCUUGGCCUGAAUUUUGGGAUCUAUUCAGGGUUGCAGUUCAUAACAACCCACAAUACUCUAACGUGGAAAAGUUUGUUCACCUCAAAGGACACGUUAUUGGAGAAGCAGCAAAGUGCUUACAAGGUUUAGCAACUACCAACGAUAACUACGAUGUUGCAGUCAACCUCUUGAAUCGAAGAUUUGGAAACGAAGCUUAUAGAAGAGAAUCCUUGAUGGCCAGCCUGCUGAACACUCCUCAUUAUAAGGAUGGAGAAAACCUGAGGUCUCUGAGAGAAUUCGUUGACGAACUCAUCGCGAAAGUCAGGGCUCUUGAGGUACUCAAUGUCUCCCAGGAUAGCUACAGUCAACUGCUCCUGCCUGUACUAAAGAGUCGGAUUCCUGAAUCUUGGAGACUACAAUGGUUACGUUACAAGGAUUCGAAAAAGGUUUCGGAUUCGGAUCUUCAGGGAUUUCUAGACUUUCUGGAUAAGGAAGUCACCAUCCGUUUAGAGUCUACUCAGCCACCCAUAGGAAAAUCCCCAAGCCCAGUGGCACUACCAUCAGCUGCAGCGCCAAUAACACCAAGGAAGAGCAUUACAAGUGUGCUCAGCCUUCA